This is a messenger RNA of Plasmodium gaboni, 1761 nucleotides long. RefSeq lists its product as hypothetical. NCBI's taxonomy places the organism in Eukaryota, Apicomplexa, Aconoidasida, Haemosporida, Plasmodiidae. The transcript has a single exon. The coding region runs from base 1 to 1761 and encodes 586 amino acids. The record is from RefSeq and is a predicted model, not a curated record.
AUGGAAGAUCCCGAGCCUGAGGAUGAAGGCGAGGAAUAUAUAGUAGGAAAAAAUAUAAUUCAUAAUAAUAUUUAUAACCAGAAUUUUAUAAAAAAGUUUCUUUUUGAAAAUAUAGAAAGAAAUGAAAUUAAUAAUUUUAAAAGGAAUAAAAAAAGCAACAAGAAUAAAAAGUUUAUUAUCCAUUUAGUACCGUCAAAGAAUUCUUCUUUUUAUAAUUUUCUUAAAAAGAAAAAAAAUGAUGUUUUAAAAAAAUAUGGACAAGAUGAAACAUAUAAAUAUGAUAUACAUAUAAGUGUUACUGGAUAUUUUUGUUGUGAUAAUAUAAAUGUAUUUAUAAAAACAUUAUAUCACUUUAUGUUUCAAUAUUUAAAAUUGUAUUAUACUUUUAAAAAAAUUAUUUUUAAAAAUUUAUAUUUUCAUAUAUCUUUACCUAACAAAGCUGAUGUAGAAUCAUUUAUUUUGAAAAAAGGUAAAAUAAAAUAUCAGAUUAAAAAAGAAGACACAAUAAAAAAUGUGAGUAGGACCAUAUUUAAGAACCAACCUAAUCAUUAUGAUGAGGAGGAAUAUAUUCCUCCAGAAAUUUUAAAUCAAAAACACCACAUUGUAGAUAUAAAGAAACAAGAUCUUACGUAUACAAAAAAUAUUGAAACUUAUCAAUGUGUUGAAAAUGUAGAUUCUCAUUAUAUUAAAAAAAAACAAAAAACAAACAAAAAUUCUGAACCUAUCAAACAGCAUGUUCUAACAACAAACGAUGGUUAUGUUAUAGUCCCUAUACAUUGUGAGUGGUUGAAAAGAAUAUUAGAUAAUUUCUUUUUUAUAAUAAAAAAUAAUAAUGUCAUAUCUUAUAACACAAUUACGAAUGAUAUGUAUACCAUAAAUAAAAACAUAUCUAAAUUACAUGACAGUAUGAAAAAAAAAUAUAUAUGUUUUAAUAAUAAUAAUAAUAUGUUAUCUUAUGAUCCUUAUAAAAGUAGUUUAUUAUUAUUAAAACAUGAGGAUUCUAAUUCUAAUAUACCUUCAAACAUAACAUCUAAUAUGAAUAAUGGUUUAGAUGUUAUAUCUUCUUCCAACAAAUCUGAUAGCUUAAUAGCUCAAUAUUAUAUCAACAAUAAUAAUAAUAAUAGUAAUAGUAAUAAAAUGUUUUAUAAUAAUGACGAAAUGAAUAGUACAUAUUUUGUAUAUACGAAUUGUGAUUCUAAUACUCUUAUAGAUAAUCUAUCGUUUAAUAAAACCAUUAACUCAUUUCAAGAUAAUCACAUGGGUAACACAUUAAUAUGUAAUAAUAACAACAAUAUAGACAUAAUGAAUUAUAAUAAUAAUAAUAGUCAUAAUUUUUUUAAACAUGCUAAUCAUGUGGAUAUUAACCUUAGCAGUAAUAAAAGUGAUAGUAGUGAUAAAACAAAUAAUUCAAAGAAAGAGAAAAAAAAAAAAAAAAGUAAUAAUAAUAAUAAUAAUAAAAAAACAGAUUCACAUAGAAAAGAUGCUAUGAAUAAAAUGAGCUACACAUAUAACAAUUUCAAAGUAAACGUAUCAGAUUUUAGAGUAAAGGAUUGUAAUCAUAUAUCCUUAGCAUGCAAUAGAAAUAAUAAAUAUAUACAAAAAAAUAUUGCAAAUAUGUAUAAAGAUAUAAAAUAUUAUUUCUUAAAUUGUUCUUGGGAUCUUGUUAUGUUUGAAUGUGAUCAAAAUGUUUUUCCUCAGGCGAAUAAACAAAAUAAAUUUUUAAACGAAAUUUUUAGAGUCAAAAAUUUUGCAGUCUCCUAG